GCGUUGAUCAAAGACCUGAGCCCUGGCCUGUCCUACGAGAUGACAGUCGUGGGCGAGAACGAGGUCGGGAGGGGAGAGGCGGCCGACACCGUCACGUUUGUCACCGGCGAAGAGGAGCCGUCGGCGCCGCCCAACGACAUCGCCGUUGAGGGCAAAGGGCCGACAACCAUACGGGUCACGUGGCGGGCGCCGGCCAAAGAGCACUGGAAUGGUGUGAUCAAAGGCUUUUACAUCGGCUACCGGAAGGCCAGGGAUGGUAACCAUCCGUUCACUUUAAAACUCGUCGAAUCAAAGCCUAUACAGAGCGGCAAAAACGCCGAAACCGAGACUUACGAGUACUUCUUGAGGGAUCUGUUGAAGGGUAAUGAGUACGCGAUUGUCGUCAAGGCGUACAACUCGGCCGGCAGUGGCCCGCAGUCGCACGAAAUGCUUGUCCACACCUACGACGGAGACCUCCCGCCCGCGCAACAGCUCAACGCCAUCGAGUCCGCCGAGACGUCCGUCACAUUGCGAUGGCAUCAGAAAGAUCUGCGAGAGUCACAGACGCCGACCAACAGCUAUACCAUUCACUAUCAGAGAGACGGCGAACAGAAGUGGCGGGAAAUACCGUUGACAUCGAUGACAACGCCGACACCGGUGACCGACGCCAACUCUCUCGCCUCAUAUACUUAUGUACUCCAGAAUCUGGAGUCCGGCGUUCAGUACAGGCUAUUCAUCACUGCACUCAACAGAUACGGCUUCAGUGAUCCCAGCAAUAUAGUGGUCACCAGAACUGAAGGCGACCUCAAAGUACUUCAAAGUGAAAUAUUCAACCAAUUCUUCAAUGAGGGCCCGUAUUAUCUGCAGCCGUCGUUCACAAUACCGCUAUUGUCUGCCGCAGUCAUUGUUAUUAUUGUCAUUAUAUCGGCGUUUGUUUGUGUCCGACGGAUAAACAGGAGUAGAGCUGCCGCUGACGGCUUUAUAAUGGACAGCGCGACUCUUCACAAGCAGUUUGCGGGACACAUGGGAACGACACCCCGUUAUAUGGAUUUUGAUAAGACUAGUGGCAAACCACUGAUGAUGACAGAGGCGGGCAACGCAUACCCCACGCCAUACGCCACGAUGCCUAUGGGCGGCGACGGCUCUCAAAAGCCGUGGGAACGACCCCUUCCGCAGCCAUCGAUGAUGAAGAAGGAUCACCACAUCUACGAUCACCCACAAUAGGUCCCACAAUAGGUCCCAAACAAUAAGACAUUACAUGAAUGUAGAGCUUUUUGUUUUAUUUGGAUAAGACAUCUAUUUAUUUAAAUUAUGUUUAAAUUAAUUGUAUUUAAAAGUUACAAAAAUCGGAUUUUAUUUGUUGUUAAAAAUCUCAACACUCGUGAAAAGGUUGGUUAAAACACAUGAAACUUGAUUGAUAUAUACAUUUCCCUCUCUUUUAUCCACUUGAUUUUAUUGUCACAACUCUAUUGCCACUGAUUUUUAUCGAUAAUCUGAUGCUUAUUGCUCUCAAUUACUAUAAAUUAAUUGAUUAUUGAUUUUUUCAUUCAAUU
Molecule: messenger RNA, 1532 nt
Organism: Medioppia subpectinata
Lineage: Eukaryota; Metazoa; Arthropoda; Arachnida; Sarcoptiformes; Oppiidae
Source: the annotation of a GenBank genome assembly